AGAGAUGAACCUAGUCUAGUUUCUGAUGGGGUAUGGUCCUCUAUAAGCAUCGUUAACCACGAUCGGACACCACCUCAGCUAUCUUGGUGUUUCGCCGAAAUACAGAAGUUGUGGAGUUAAGGCCGGCGUUAAGUUCAAUCAGGAGAUAGAUGAGGCGAAAACCGGUGUCUUAGCCGACUCCAAGAGAUAUUUGAAGUCCAGGGUCAACGUUAUCCCCUAAUAAAAGCCACGAUGAUCGCUUAGCUUUUAGGAUAGGCAGCUAGAGACGCCACGCUAUCAUUGUCCCUCGGUAUGCAGUCCAUCAAGAUUUACCAUGCGCCGUCCGGCCAAGGGCCUAAUCCCUGGAAGGUCAUCAUUUUGCUCGAAGAGCUGGGGUUGCCAUGGGAGAUCGUCUGGAUCCCGUACGGCGAGAUCAAGUCCGAACCAUACACCUCUCUGAACCCGAACGGCCGGCUUCCGGCUAUGGUCGACCCUAAUAAAAAUGUGACGCUUUGGGAGUCCGGCGCCAUCAUAAACUACCUCAUCGCCACGUAUGACAAGGAGCUCAAGCUCACGUACGGAGAUGAUAGGUUCGAGGAAAAGUGGCUUCUCCAGAGCUGGCUGAUGUUCCAGAUGAGUGGCCAGGGACCGAUGUUUGGGCAGAAGAUAUGGUUUACCCAUAUUCACGUUGAGCAGAACCUGCAGACGGCCAUAGACCGUUAUGGGAACGAGUCUAAGCGCAUCAUGGGCGUCGUAGAAGGCACUCUGCGAAAGCAGCGGGAAAAGCUAGGUCUCGCGGCCGAGGAUCCAGUUUGGCUUGUCGGCGAUAAAUGCACCUACGCGGAUCUUGCGUUCAUCCCCUGAAAUAUGGCGCUGGGAACCAUGUUCUCCGAUGGUUCCUUAGACUUCGAGAAGGAGUUUCCGGAGUACUAUCGCUGGCACCUUAACAU
This is a messenger RNA of Annulohypoxylon maeteangense, 929 nucleotides long. Its product is annotated as thioredoxin-like protein. The record is from RefSeq and is a predicted model, not a curated record. NCBI's taxonomy places the organism in Eukaryota, Fungi, Ascomycota, Sordariomycetes, Xylariales, Hypoxylaceae. The transcript has 2 exons. The coding region runs from base 292 to 843 and encodes 183 amino acids.